AGAAGCAUCCUGAAUUCUUCGAAUAUUCGAUUAUUUUUGUCAUAAAAUAUGGGCAUGCGCAAUGAGGGAUAAUGUCUCUUACGAAAGAAUUCACUGAUCUUAAGUUACGAUUUGAGGUGUCUGCUCGUUUGAAACCGGAUGAAGUGACCUAUGAACUGACAGUGUCAAUGAAAAAUAAUUUUGUUUUGUUUACCACGUGUGCAAAGUUUGAGAUGCCGUGAUCUUUUGACAUCGCUGAAGGGUUUAUGUAACAUACUUAAAACCAGCUUCCGCUAAAUUCUUUGUAGAAGUUCUUGGCUUAAAAAGUUUCUUCUUUGCAAGAAAUAAGCUUAGCAUUUUUGUGCUUUUACAAGUUCAGUUUUGCAGAUUUUUAAAAAAAUUAAGUUGUAAUUUAAGGGCAUUUUCACCUACAGAAAGUUUUGCCUAAAAUUGUUAUAAUGGCUGAGAAAAUCGAAAGUUUAGAAUCAAUUUUAGAAAAGCAUAUUCCAGAAGAGGACUUGCAUUUUGUGAAAAAAGUUUUAUAUGGAAAAGAAUUAAGAAAACUGGAAUUGAGUGAGUUAGCACAUUCCACAGCUCUUGAGACUAACCUGGAUUUGAAGGGAUUUGCUUUUGAUGCAGAACCAGAAGACCUUAGACCUCCAAGAAUUGUUCGGGUUGGCUUGGUGCAGAAUGCCAUUGUUGCUCCGACUGAUGCUCCAAUUUCAAAGCAAAGGGAAGAACUUCAUAAAAGAAUUAGAGAGAUUGUAUCUAUUGCUGCUGAGUGCAAGGUUAAUAUCAUCUGCUUUCAAGAAGCAUGGACUAUGCCAUUUGCAUUCUGCACAAGAGAAAAACACCCAUGGUGUGAAUUUGCUGAGAAUGCUGAAACAGGUCCUACAACAUUACUUUGCAGUGAGCUUGCUGCCAAAUAUAACAUGGCCAUUAUUUCCCCUAUAUUGGAAAGGGAUGAGACUCAUGGAGAUGUACUGUGGAACACUGCUGUUGUAAUAUCUGAUACUGGUUUAGUAAUGGGAAAAACACGCAAGAAUCACAUUCCUCGUGUUGGAGACUUUAAUGAGUCUACUUACUAUAUGGAAAGUGAUCUGGGCCAUCCUGUUUUUCAAACACGCUGGGGUAAAAUUGCUGUGAAUAUUUGCUAUGGAAGACAUCAUCCUCAAAACUGGAUGGCAUAUGGACUAAAUGGUGCUGAAAUAGUUUUUAACCCUUCAGCUACUGUUGGAGAUUUGAGUGAACCAAUGUGGCCAAUAGAAGCAAGAUCUGCAGCUAUAGCUAACAACUAUUUUACUUGUGCCAUAAAUAGAGUUGGAACAGAAAUUUUUCCUAAUGAAUUUACUUCUGCUGAUAAAAAGCCUGCACACAAAGAUUUCGGACAUUUUUAUGGCUCAAGUUAUGUAGCAGCUCCAGAUGGCAGCAGAACACCAGGCUUAUCACGAUUGAAGGAUGGUCUGAUGGUAGCUGAAAUGGAUUUAAAUUUAUGUAGACAAAUGAAGGACAAAUGGGGAUUUAGAAUGACUCAGAGACUGAGUUUGUAUGCUGAUACUUUUUACUGGGCUGCUCAACCAGAUUUUGCACCACCAAUAUAUUAUGAGUAUUCUCAAAAUACUGCCAAACCUGCAUCUCAAUAAAUCUGAUCACAUGAGCUGAUGUUUUAAAGCAUUUGAUUAAUGUAAUUAAUCUUGCAAAAUUUUAUUGCUUAAAGCAAAUAUUUACAUUGAAUAUGUAUUGGAUUUUAUCAAGAUAAUGUUGAUAGUAGAAAAUCUUUUUUAUUAAUUCUUUUUGUAUAUUAAUAUUUCUAAAAUAUUCUAUUUUCAGCGUAAUGUUGGAUUCUACAAAAGUUUAAAAGUUGAAUUAUAUAUUUUAUACUCAAAUUUUUAUGAUGGGUAUUAUCCAUGUAUUAAUAAUCAUGCAUGAGCUCACUGAAAAAUUUAUCAUUUAUAUGAAUAUCAAUUUUAAUCUGCAUGUUUUAUUGAUAUAAAUUUAUCAUGAAUGAAAUUCAUUAUGUUACAUAUGUCAAAAUAAUUAUUUAUAAUCGUAAGCCAUAAUUGUUAUGAUGUAAGUUGUUAAAAUACUGAACUAUUCUUAGUUUUUAACUGAGAAAUUUGAUAUGGGCCAAAUAAGUUUUCAAUGACAGUUGUAUCUCUUCUGUUGUAAAAUGGAGACUUUGUAACUGCAUAAAUAAAUGCAAAUUCUGUGGAA
Argiope bruennichi is the source of this 2193-nucleotide messenger RNA. Its product is annotated as beta-ureidopropionase-like. The coding region runs from base 438 to 1622 and encodes 394 amino acids. Gene Ontology annotation, molecular function: beta-ureidopropionase activity. The record is from RefSeq and is a predicted model, not a curated record. The transcript has 12 exons. NCBI's taxonomy places the organism in Eukaryota, Metazoa, Arthropoda, Arachnida, Araneae, Araneidae.